Peronospora matthiolae is the source of this 1185-nucleotide messenger RNA. The record is from the annotation of a GenBank genome assembly. Lineage: Eukaryota; Oomycota; Peronosporomycetes; Peronosporales; Peronosporaceae.
AUGAUCGGCAACACACUCAUUAUGACGCUCAAAGUGCUGGCGUGGCUCAAUACGGGCUCGAAUGCCAUGCUCUCGGAAGCAAUUCACUCGCUCGUGGACACGGACACUAGCAACCAGGCGAUUCUGAUCUUGGGCUUGAAGCAAGCAUCGGGUGUGCCGCAUAAAAAGCACCAAUAUGGAUACACACGUGCUGCGUACUUUGGAUUGUUCAUCUCUGCGCUUGGCUUAUGCUGGUUAGGUUCUGGGGUGACGGUUGUCCACGGGAUCCAGUCGCUCUUGGAUCCUCCGAAAGAGCUUUUUCUUUCGUGGGAAGUGUGGGGUGUGCUAGCAGCUUCUUUUGGCAUUGACGGAUGGGUGCUGAAGCGGUCAGUACAGGAACUGAGGGCUUCUCAGCCCCAAGACAUGUCGUUUUACAAGCAUGUGACGCGGACAAAGGAUCCGUUUCUGAUGGCUGUGCUGCUGGAAGACAUGUCAGCAUGUGUGGGUAUCGUUAUUGCUGGAUGUGGCAUUGGGGCCAGCCACAUUACAGGCAACCCGGUGUGGGACAGUCUCGCUAGCGUAUCGAUUGGCGUGCUUCUUGGCGGUGCUGCAAUAUCGCUCAUUCGAAUGAAUCAGAAGUAUUUAUCGGGCCAGUCAGUGGAACCGGAAAUCGAGAAUGGCAUCCGCGAGUUACUGCUGGCGCGUCCGUCAAUCGACAACGUCUAUGCUGUCCAGUCACAGUGGGUCGGGCCAUCUACAUUUAGUUACAAGGCUGAAGUUGACUUCGAUGGGACGUUCUUGGCGGCGAAACUGCUGCGAAUGUGCAAGCCGGUGUUUUUAGAGACAAGAGAUCCGCUCAUGCUUGCUUGGUACGCGGAGGAUGUGACUCGUCUUGUCGAGAAAGAGAUGCAAGAAGUAGAAGAGGUUAUUUGCGGCAUUUACCCCGAGGCCGCCUUCAUCGAGUGGGAGCCUGAUGGCAAAGAGUCGGAGAUGCGUGCCGUGUUGAGUGUGCAGACAAAGUCUUUCCGUACGAGCGAGCGUGAAGCCAUGACGCGAGCGCUGGCACUGCUUGCACGGACAUUAGAGCGGAAGACAACAGGCGCUGAUCGUUUAGCUACUACCGGCACGAGUGAAUACAUGUUCAGUGGUGGUACGUGUGACAUGUGGAUUUGCUUGUGUUCAAUCGGCGUUGGAACCUACGGAUAA